This is a messenger RNA of Pistacia vera, 804 nucleotides long. RefSeq lists its product as uncharacterized. The transcript is spliced from 4 exons. The coding region runs from base 179 to 715 and encodes 178 amino acids. The record is from RefSeq and is a predicted model, not a curated record. Lineage: Eukaryota; Viridiplantae; Streptophyta; Magnoliopsida; Sapindales; Anacardiaceae.
UUUAUUAGUUGGGUAGGAGAAAACAACAAAACCAAUGAGAUAAUUUCGUAAUAUGCAUAUGUGGCUGUGGUAGCUACUAGCAACUCCCUCAGACUCAGUACAGUCGCCUCUCUAAUCCCUUUCUCCUCACUCCUCCUCAUUUACAACUUUACAGGUCUCAGAAACAAGAAAGGGAGUGAUGUCUGCAACCAUAUGCAAUUCUAAUCUCAUCUGCUGUUACACAAAACAAACUCCAAUACACCCAGCUGUUGGACUCAGGAUCCAAAAUCAACUCAUUUCAAGAACCAACCAGAGCUAUCCCAAGAAAAAUUUAUCUCGUAAAUUUCUUGUAUUUGCUGUAACGGAAGGUUCAGCUAAAUCAAGUAAGUCUGAAGAAACUAUCCCGUCUUGGGCUAAGCCAGAUUCGGAGGAACCCCCUCCUUGGGCUAGGCAAGAAGCCAAAGACUACUCAUCACAACAGGGCUUUGAGAUUCCCUUUUAUGUAUAUUUACUUGCCUCAACAAUCACUGCAAUUGCUGCUAUAGGUUCAAUUUUUGAGUAUGUAAACCAGAAGCCCGUUUUUGGAAUUCUCAACUCGGACAGCAUUUUUUAUGCUCCAUUGCUUGGAUUCUUUGCGUUUACUGGCAUCCCUACUUCUGCUUUUCUUUGGUUCAAAUCUGUUCAAGCUGCUAACAAGGAAGCUGAAGAUCAAGACAGGAGAGAUGGUUAUAUGUAACAUUAAAUUCUCACUAUAAGUUAUUUACGAUUAUUAUCCCUGGGAGAUGAGUAUUUCUCCUUAAUUAUUUGAAAACUUUUGUUCUUCAA